GCCGAGGCCCGCCCUUCCGGCUGCCGUUGCUAGGCGACCGGAGGCAGCCAUGGCGGCCGCGGCGCUAACGCGGGCCGCGCAACUCUGGUCGCUGCUGGACGAGAUGGCAGAGAACGAGCCCCAGGCCUACCGCCGGCUCCUGCAGCAGCAGCGCGCCGAGGCCGAGCUGUUCUGCGCUCUCCCGGAGCCUCACCUGUGCCUGCGGGCGCGUCCCGCGGGUGGUGUCGGGAGGCCGCUGUUCAUCAAUGUCUGCAGCUGGAAAAGGGUCCCGGCACCCAAAGGUCCCGCUGACCCCACACCUGUCAGUGCGGGGCCGCUACAAGAGGUAUCUGGCGAAGGAGACCUUUACAGCAUUAUAGAUAUUGCAUAUAACCCAGAUGUUCUUCAGAGGAGACAAGAAAACCCAGAGAAAAUGGAGCACUUGAUCCAUUUGACACUUAAAUUUGUUGAGGAACGAUGCAACCUUACUCUUUCUCAUUUGUACACCAUUGAAUCAUUCAAACUGAAGGGAAGCCUGGAAACGAUGCAGCAGCGUCUGAGAGGAAGGCAGAGGCCAACUCUACAUCACAGUCAGAACACAAAGAAGGAACUAACACUUGACGAGAUGCUACACACUAUGAAAGCUGAGGACUGCAGCAAUGCUUCGGUCCUGCUGAAGGAAGAACAUGUGAGGCAGCCUGAAGGGCAUCUGAUAGAGGAAAUUGCUAGCACUGAAACGCCAGAGAAGCUCAGUACCCCUGCCUAUGAAAUGAUCACUGUAAAGGAUGCGAACAAGAAAUCACUCAAAAUUGAACUCAGAAUUGAAUUGCCUAAGGUUAGCUCUGUUUCUGAGUGUGAUCUGAGAAUUUCAAAGGAUGACAUAGUGAUUGAAGUCCCUGGAAAAUACAAAUUGCAACUAGAGCUGCCAGAAUUGGUGGAUGAAGAAACAACUACAGCGGUAUUUAACAAAAGAAAAGAGAUACUGUUUAUCACAGUGCUGGUUGCCAAGCCAUAUCCUUAAAGGCAGCAUUCUGUCCAGUUCAUGUUCACAGAUGCCAGAAGAAAAAAAAAGCUCAGAAUGAGAAUCCUAACUUUUAGAAGGUGAUGAGUUGGGUUUCUUUAAAUUGACCUUCUGAUCUUCAGGGGUGAAUACCUCAAAUGUAUGUAGAAAAGGAAGUCUGAAGGAACAUUAACACCACAAAAGUUAGGACCAAUAUAAGUUUAAAGAUUGCAAAUAUUCAAGGAUUGACUUCAAUAUGUUAACAGCUGUUAAAAGACCAUAAAUGCAUACAUUCAUUUUGCCUUAAGGUACAGCAGUAACAGUUGUGAAGUGUUUUUGCAGAAUAAAUUGAUUACUGGAUAAACA
Pezoporus occidentalis (night parrot) is the source of this 1345-nucleotide messenger RNA. It is a transcript of the gene PIH1D2, whose product is annotated as PIH1 domain containing 2. Gene Ontology annotation, biological process: box C/D snoRNP assembly; rRNA processing. Gene Ontology annotation, cellular component: cytoplasm; ribonucleoprotein complex; R2TP complex. The transcript is spliced from 5 exons. The record is from RefSeq and is a predicted model, not a curated record. Bases 50 to 1000 code for a protein of 316 amino acids. NCBI's taxonomy places the organism in Eukaryota, Metazoa, Chordata, Aves, Psittaciformes, Psittacidae.